UGAAGACCCUCCCCUUUUGAUAAAAUGAGCUCUGAAACAGACACAUUAUUUCAUUCUCCUCCUGAUUAAAGAUGGACUUGCAAAUCUCAGUUUUUCUCCUCUUCAUUCUUUUCACUGCAGGACACUCUCUCUACUGUUACGAGUGCCUGACGGAGAACUGUAAAGAAAGUCUCGUGAAAUGUCCCAUUAAUGCUACUAGGUGUGAGAGUUCAACUGUGGUGACACAAGCUGGGUUCUUUAGUUCCACAGUGAAGGUUAAAGGUUGUGCUGUUGCUUGUCAAAGCGGGUCCAUGAACCUUGGUGUGGUAAAGACGUCUACUUCCUGCUGUGGCUCUUACUUUUGUAAUGUCAAAGAUGCUCCAGAUCCCAGAGCUACUAUCCCCAAUGGAAAGACAUGUUACUAUUGUGAUGAGAAGAGCUGCUCAAACAUCAUGAGAUGUUCAGGGACUGAAGAUCGCUGCAUUACAGACAGAGGAACUUUUGGAGGCCAGUCAAUGAUUGUAAAAGGCUGUGUCUCUAAAUCCAUCUGUGAUGCCGCAGCAUCUGCUAACGCUCAGGGCGUUUCAUGUUGUGAGGGGAACCUGUGUAACAGUGAUAAGAGCUUCACUCAGAGCUACAUCCAGAGCGUCACCCAGAGCUACACCUUUAACGGUGCUUAGAGAGACAGAGCUUGAUGUUUAACAGUGUCACCCAGAGCUUCCUGUUCUCUGCUCUCCUACUUCCUGCUGCACCGAAUCCAGCAGCUCUUCUGAUUCUACAAUGAGACACGCUGUACUGAAUAUAGAGCUUGUAUUUCUUUGUAUUAUCCUUACCUGAAAUUAUCACAGAUAUAAAUCCUCUAUAAAAAAA
This is a messenger RNA of Megalobrama amblycephala (Wuchang bream), 849 nucleotides long. RefSeq names its product urokinase plasminogen activator surface receptor-like. The record is from RefSeq and is a predicted model, not a curated record. The transcript is spliced from 5 exons. Lineage: Eukaryota; Metazoa; Chordata; Actinopteri; Cypriniformes; Xenocyprididae. Bases 72 to 659 code for a protein of 195 amino acids.